UGAUUCCUAUUUUGUGACUAUACUAAUUUAUUUGUCUAUGUUCAGGUUAACCAACGUUUUAUUUUCUUUUUAUGUUUUUGACGAAUAAGGUUAAGAACAAGUUGUCGUGUUAUUCUUAAUUCCAUUAUUUUAUGUUGAUUCAUUUUAUUAAGUCAUUUUAAUUGAAAUAUACCUUAAAUCUCUUUUCGCAAAAAAUUCAAAUAUCCCGCGAAAUAAAUGCGUUUUUGCAAAUAAAAAACACAUUUUAUAUUGGUUUAAUCACUUUCUCCUUGUUGUUCGCUGCAAGUUGGGCCGUGCACUUCAUUCCACAAAAACACCAUAGUAACGAAUUAACGUCAACCACAAUUUGUCAUACCUGAAAGUUAUACCGAGUUUCAUAAUGGAAGAUAUGAAGGAAAAGCUCACAACUUGCCCCUACAACAAGGCUCAUCGCAUAAGGCAAAGUAGGUUGCAUGAACAUCUUACUAAAUGUAGAAAAAAUCAUCUUGAUGCACCAAUGUCCACUUGCACUUACAAUAACCGACAUGUUGUUCCAACUCCAGAAUUACAGUAUCAUUUGAAUAUAUGUGCAGAUAGAAGAGUCACUGAGGCUAUAGCAAUGGAUGUAUUCAAAGCUUGCUCAACUCUAUAUCCAGUUCCAAAAGAUACACAAGUAGAUAAUUCUUGGGAUGAUGAUAUAAUACCGGGGAAAACAUAUGAUCCUACCGAAUAUCUAGAGAACAAUGAAAUUAUUCGUCGAAUGGACGUUGCACCCCCUUCCGUUCGUAGAAAUUUUAGAAUGCAGGAACGACAGAAAAUGGCUAAAAUUCUGGAGCAGAAAAAGAAUGCGCAGACAAACGACCCUCAACACUCGUCGACCCUACCGCCUGUCGAAAUGCCGCCACAACAGGUGAAGGAAAAUGCACCCCCGGAGGUGCAACAGUUGAUUAAUAGAAUCAAAAAUGAUCCGAAAAAAGCUUUUGUACCAAAGCACUAAAACAGUUCAUAAUAGUGCCUUUAAAUCAGUCAGUUUGAAUUUGAAUACUGUUCACAAUCACCAUGAUUUUUGUAGUUAGUUUUUUACUUUAGUGACUUGAUUUGUUUUGUUAUCCUUGUGUGGUAAUAAAUGUACACACCAUUUUA
This is a messenger RNA of Aethina tumida (small hive beetle), 1122 nucleotides long. Its product is annotated as gametocyte-specific factor 1 homolog. The transcript is spliced from 5 exons. The record is from RefSeq and is a predicted model, not a curated record. Bases 380 to 976 code for a protein of 198 amino acids. NCBI's taxonomy places the organism in Eukaryota, Metazoa, Arthropoda, Insecta, Coleoptera, Nitidulidae.